AUGAUAUCACAUAGCCUUUGCGAUUGUAACUCACUUCUUAAUUCAUAUCUAGAUCAGCCUUUCAAGCGUUCGGUCUUCAUCUGCGGAGUCAUCAAAUCUUGGCCUUUUCCUUGCAGAAGGUUCAUCACUUUGUUUCCGAAUAAUUUUGUCUUGUUGAGCCAACUUGUCCAUAACAUUCUUGCGCCAUUCACAGCUAUCUACGUCCCUUAA
Molecule: messenger RNA, 210 nt
Organism: Haemonchus placei
Lineage: Eukaryota; Metazoa; Nematoda; Chromadorea; Rhabditida; Trichostrongylidae
Source: the annotation of a GenBank genome assembly